CUUCCGGUGACGCGCGCCCCGACACGUGGAUCCAAGAUGGCGGCGGCGCUGGUGAGUACUGAAAGGCUGAGGUGCACGCUGGUGUUGCUGCUGGUGCUGCACGCUGCAGGCUCCUUCUAUGUGCCUGGGGUGGCUCCUAUCAACUUCCACCGCAAUGACCCUGUGGAGAUCAAGGCUGUGAAGCUCACCAGCUCCCGAACCCAGCUGCCCUAUGAGUACUACUCCUUGCCCUUCUGCCAGCCCACCAAGAUAACCUACAAGGCUGAGAACCUCGGGGAGGUCCUGCGUGGGGACCGCAUCGUCAACACUGCCUUCCAGGUCUCCAUGAACGUGGAGAAGAAAUGUGAAGUGCUCUGCAACCUGCCCAACAAACCUCUCACCCUCAGCCUGGAGCAGAGCAAGCUGAUGGCAGAGCGCAUCAGGGAGGACUACUACGUGCACCUCAUUGCUGAUAACCUCCCCGUGGCCACCCGCCUGGAGUUCUAUUCCAGUCGUGAGGAAGAGGAGAAGAAGAAGGAGAAGGAUGUGCAGUUUGAGCACGGAUACAGGCUUGGCUUUAUGGAUGGUAACAAGUUCUACCUGCACAACCACCUCUCCUUCAUCCUUUACUACCACAGAGAGGAUGUGGAAGAGAGCCAGGAACCCACCUACAGGGUUGUGCGCUUCGAAGUCAUUCCCCAAAGCAUCAAACUGGAAGACUUGAAGGCUGAUGAGAAGAGCAUGUGCACCCUGCCUGAGGCCACAGGCUCUGCCCCACAGGAGAUAGACCCUUCCAAAGAGAACCAGCUGCUCUUCACCUACUCUGUGCACUGGGAGGAGAGUGACAUUAAGUGGGCUUCCCGGUGGGACACCUACCUGACCAUGAGUGAUGUGCAGAUCCACUGGUUCUCCAUCAUUAACUCGGUGGUGGUGGUCUUCUUCCUCUCAGGGAUCCUCAGCAUGAUCAUCAUCCGCACCCUGCGCAAGGACAUCGCCAACUACAACAAGGAGGACGACAUCGAAGAUACCAUGGAGGAAUCUGGUUGGAAACUUGUGCAUGGAGAUGUCUUCAGGCCUCCUCAGUAUCCUAUGAUCCUCAGCUCUCUGCUGGGGUCUGGAAUUCAGCUCUUCUGUAUGAUCCUGAUUGUCAUCUUCGUGGCCAUGCUGGGGAUGCUGUCGCCUUCCAGCCGGGGGGCCUUGAUGACCACUGCCUGCUUUCUCUUCAUGUUCAUGGGGGUUUUUGGUGGCUUCUUCGCUGGCCGCUUGUACCGGACGCUGAAGGGACACCGCUGGAAGAAGGGAGCCUUCUGUACAGCUACCCUGUACCCGGGGGUCGUCUUCGGGAUCUGCUUCGUGCUGAACUGUUUCAUCUGGGGGAAACACUCCUCUGGAGCAGUGCCUUUCCCUACCAUGGUGGCCUUGCUCUGCAUGUGGUUUGGGAUCUCCUUGCCCUUGGUCUACCUGGGGUACUACUUUGGCUUUCGGAAGCAGCCCUAUGACAACCCUGUGAGGACAAACCAGAUCCCCAGGCAGAUCCCAGAGCAGAGGUGGUACAUGAACAAAUUCGUGGGGAUUCUGAUGGCUGGGAUCCUGCCUUUUGGAGCUAUGUUCAUUGAGCUCUUCUUCAUUUUCAGUGCAAUCUGGGAGAAUCAGUUCUAUUACCUCUUUGGCUUUCUCUUCCUGGUCUUUAUCAUCCUGGUGGUGUCGUGCUCCCAGAUCAGCAUCGUCAUGGUCUACUUCCAGCUCUGUGCUGAGGAUUACCGCUGGUGGUGGAGAACCUUCUUGGUGUCUGGAGGAUCUGCCUUCUAUGUCCUCAUCUAUGCUGUCUUCUACUUUGUCAACAAGCUGGAUAUUGUGGAAUUCAUCCCUUCCUUGCUCUACUUUGGCUACACUGCCCUCAUGGUCCUGUCCUUCUGGCUCCUCACUGGCACCAUUGGCUUCUAUGCAGCCUACAUGUUCGUGAGGAAGAUCUACGCCGCCGUGAAGAUCGACUGAGGGUGCAGAGACCCCAGCAGGACUCUGAUGCC
Indicator indicator is the source of this 2006-nucleotide messenger RNA. It is a transcript of the gene TM9SF4, whose product is annotated as transmembrane 9 superfamily member 4. Lineage: Eukaryota; Metazoa; Chordata; Aves; Piciformes; Indicatoridae. Bases 37 to 1974 code for a protein of 645 amino acids. Gene Ontology annotation, biological process: protein localization to membrane. The transcript is spliced from 18 exons. The record is from RefSeq and is a predicted model, not a curated record. Gene Ontology annotation, cellular component: membrane.